Messenger RNA from Naumovozyma dairenensis CBS 421, 1863 nucleotides. It is a transcript of the gene YKU70, whose product is annotated as ATP-dependent DNA helicase YKU70. The transcript has a single exon. Gene Ontology annotation, cellular component: Ku70:Ku80 complex; nucleus. Gene Ontology annotation, biological process: cellular response to X-ray; telomere maintenance; cellular response to gamma radiation. NCBI's taxonomy places the organism in Eukaryota, Fungi, Ascomycota, Saccharomycetes, Saccharomycetales, Saccharomycetaceae. Gene Ontology annotation, molecular function: damaged DNA binding; DNA helicase activity; double-stranded DNA binding. The record is from RefSeq and is a predicted model, not a curated record. Bases 1 to 1863 code for a protein of 620 amino acids.
AUGUCUGAAUAUCAAUUGGAUAAUGAAGAUGAUGAAUACGAACCUACUACCACCACUGCUCCAUCAGCAUCAUACAAGAAGUAUGACAUUCAUGAAGGAAUAAUCUUUUGUAUUGAGCUAUCGAAAGAGAUGUUCCAGGAAGUCCCAGAAUUGAAUUAUACUGUACAACUGUUAGAAAUAUUGGAAUCGUUAUUAGAACUCAUGUCACACCUGGUGAUAAUUAGACCAAGUACCGGUGUAGGUUGUUAUAUACAUUAUUGCAACAAACCUGACAAUAAUGCUACUGAAGUUAAUGCAAAACAUAUUGAUGGUAUUUAUGAACUUUUCCCAUUGAGGGAUGUUAAUGCACAUGAUAUGAAGAAACUAAGUGAUUUAUUCGAAGAUUUACAACAUGAAAGAAUAACGUUAAUGAAGUAUUUCCAAUUCGAUAAUGAUGAAAAUUUUAAAAAGCAAGUUCCAUUAGAAAAACUUUUCGGAUUUUUAUUAGAUAAGUUUACCCUUGCAAAUGUCGAUAGAAAUAGCUACCAUAGUAGGAAAAUCUUUUUAUUUACGGAUAAUGAUUCACCUAUAGAAUCCGAAGAACAUGAAGCAAAAUUAAGAAUUAGGAGGUUAGUGGAUGAUAUGAAUGAUAACUAUAUUAACUUUACCACUUUUUUCAUCGGAACACCAGAUAGACCAUUUGAUGAUUCAUUUUAUUCAGAUGUUUUAAAAUUAGGUGCAAAAACCAGAGAAACCAGUGAUCAAGACUACAUCGAUGCUGUUGAUGACGAGUAUUCUGAAUUCGACGGUCCAAAUACUAAACCAAUACCAGCAAAAUACAUUAAAUCUCGAAUAUUAAGGAAAAAGGAAAUUAAAAGAAUAACUUUCCAAUCCCCCCUGAUAUUGAAUGAAGAUGCUGAAUUCAUAAUUGGUAUAAGAGGUUAUAUGCUUUACAGUCAUGAAAAACCAAAUACAAGAUAUAAAUUAGUAUAUGAACAAGAAAAUGUUAGAAAGGAAGCAUUCUCAAGUAGGAAGUAUUUAAACCCGAAUACAGGUGAAGAAUUACAAAAUGAUGAAUACGUGAAAAUAUUCCCAUAUGGUGAUAUGAACAUUGAAUUGAAUGAUAAAGAAGUAUAUAAAGUAGAGGAGGAAAUUUCAUGCCCUGAGGCCUUCUUGAAAAUAAUCGGAUUCCGAUCCAAAAAUCAAUGCCUUUAUUAUUUCAAUAAUAUUACGGCAACAACAUUCGUUGUACCAGAUGAAUCUCAAUACGAAGGCUCUAUAAGGACAAUGGCAUCUUUGUUUAGAACUUUGAAAAAAAAGGAUAAAGUAGCCAUAAUUUGGGGGAAGAUGAAAACAAACUCAAAACCAUGUUUAUACCUUCUGUGCCCAACUUCAAAUUCUGAUAGAAAUGAAGGGUUCUAUCUCUAUAGAAUGCCUUUUCUUGAAGAAAUUCGUAAAUUCCCAAAACUAUUAGACUAUAAAGAUAGAAGCUCAAAUCCUGACUAUACCAACUUGAUUAAAAUCACAUCCAAAAUUGUGGAGUAUUUCCAUUUGAGAAAUGGUUACAUUCCAUCUGAAUUCGAGAAUCCGUCAUUACAGAGGUUUUAUAGAGUUUUACAUGAUUAUUUAUUACAAGUCGAACAAUCCAUGGCAGAAGGCGAUGAACAACACCAAAUUCAAAAAUUGUUAGAAGAAGAUGAUACUUUGAGAAAGAUCUCGCAAAUAAGAGAUAAGAUAUUAAGUUCUAAAAAAUCUGAUGAUCCGACACAACAAAGAUUAGACAAAUAUAUGAAUUUGUGGAAUACUUAUUACGUGAAACUUCAAGAGGAAAAUUCUUUAUCUAAUCCGCCAAAGAAGAAAAGUAAACCUACUUUGAACUUAUAA